Biomphalaria glabrata is the source of this 5756-nucleotide messenger RNA. RefSeq lists its product as uncharacterized. The coding region runs from base 239 to 1669 and encodes 476 amino acids. The record is from RefSeq and is a predicted model, not a curated record. Gene Ontology annotation, molecular function: monoatomic cation transmembrane transporter activity. NCBI's taxonomy places the organism in Eukaryota, Metazoa, Mollusca, Gastropoda, Planorbidae. The transcript is spliced from 12 exons. Gene Ontology annotation, biological process: transmembrane transport; monoatomic cation transport. Gene Ontology annotation, cellular component: membrane.
ACAAAGAUGGCGACAAUGUGAAUGAAGAAAUCUUGAUCUAAUUAAUCUAAUUCAUAGACCAGACGCAGUGAUGUAAUUUUAAACUUAAACUAUUCUCUACUAAAAGUAUCUACUUCCAACCAUGAUGGCUGUGUCUGCUUCAUUUCUUAGUGUCAUGCAUUUGUAUGAAUCAAAAUAUUCUUUGUGAUAAUGACUUAGACCUGCUCUUAUAAAUAACCAUCUAAAGAAGAAAGACACAAUGGAAGGUGACACUGUUGACAACGUUCAAGUUGUAAUAGUGGACCCAUCCAGAGUGAAAAAGUUAGGGAGUGGUGAUAAUUUGGAUAACAAUGAAACAGAUGGAGGAUCCCAUGGACCAGAUGAUGCUGAGAUGCACCUGCUCUCCCCUAAAGAAGAAAUUCACCAUUUGCAUACUGACAACUCCAGAGAAGAUCUAAUUGGCCUUGCUCCAAAACGGCUUUGUCAUGGCCAGUACUCAGAAAUGCCAUCACCACAGCACACUGUAAGGAUGAUGGAAGUAGAACCUGUUGAAGGAAGGGAAUCAAAUAUCAGUUUGAGCUGGAAAAUGCCUUUGCAUAAAUUUAGUUCCAAAAAAUCUGAUAAUCUUGGAGUUGAAAUACAAAAUGCUCCCAAAGGCAUCAAAGCAUUUUACAAACGUCAAGAUGAGCUAAUACAAGCUUAUGAAAACAUGGCUACAGACUCCAAGAUAGAUGUUUUGUCUAGGGAAGCUCCAGCUCCUGGAGUUAUCGUCACUCGACUGUCACAGAUAUCAUUUGCUGCCAAUUUGGCACUGAUGAUUGCUAAAGCUGUUGCUGUUGGCAUGUCCAAUUCAAUGUCUAUCAUAUCCAGCCUUGUAGACUCUGUUGUGGACCUGUUGUCAGGACUGAUCAUUUGGUGGACCACUCAUGCUAUCAAAAAAAGCAGCAUUUAUGUCUAUCCUGUUGGUAGGUCACGCCUGGAACCAGUAGCAAUCAUUAUAUUGUCUGUCAUUAUGUCUUUGGCAUCACUGGAAGUUUUGAUCUCUUCUAUCAAGAAAAUAGUUGGCUUCAGCAGUAGCCUAGAUGACAUUGCUGUCUUUGACGUACCAACUUUGAUCAUUUCUUGUAGUAUUAUAGUGACCAAGUUUGUAUUAGCGCUUUCAUUUUAUCUUAUCAUGAAAAAAAAGAAGAUACAGUCUGACCCUGUGGAUGCAUUAAUUCAAGAUCAUCGUAAUGACACCGUUUCAAAUCUAGUUGCCAUUGUUUGUGGAUAUCUGGGAUCCCGCCAGUUUGCUAACGAAGUAGGCUCACUAAAUGUUGCUUACAUAGAUCCUGCUGGCGCCAUUGUCAUUGGAUUGUACAUUAUUAUAAGCUGGUGGAAAACAGGGAUAGCUCAGCUAAAGAUGGUAGUGGGCUACACAGCUAAUCCUGAUUUCUUGAGUCAAAUCACCUGGAUCUCAUUGAAUCACAGUGCCAAGAUUCUAUGUAUAGACACAGUGAGAGCUUUCCACUUUGGUUCCAAGUUUUUGGUAGAAGUAGAUAUUGUCCUGCAGGAAGACACUGUACUGCUGGAGUCUCAUAACAUUGGAGAAAGUUUGCAGCAAAAACUUGAAAGCCUACCUCAAGUGGAGCGAGCGUUUGUACAUGUGGACUAUGAAGUGAGCCAUAGACCUCAGGAUGAACACAGAUGAGCUGGGAGUUCUGUCCCCUGGACUUGGAUACAAGUCAAGCUGUCUUUAGUUUUAGUCAACCCUGUAGUACAGAUGUGUAGUUAUUGUUGAAUUGUUGUCUGUGGUUUUUCCUAUAGUACAUUAGCCUGGUAAUCAACAUUUAGCUGCACACUUAGUCCUAACAUUAUUUAACACUCUCUGUUGACUGUUGACGUUGUUGCUUUAACCUUUGAACUAAUAAGUAAGUAUUUGAACCCUCGAAACAUUAUUUUAUUUGAACAUACCCAUUGCUUUUUAUUUUAUAACAUUGUUUUGUAUGAGAACCAAAAGAGGUAAAUUUGUUGUUCUUUAUUUGACUUUUACUUUUUAUUUCAAGCAAUAUUUUUUUUUGACACAUAUACACUUUGAUUGCACAAGGCUUUAAUCCAAACUAUUGUACAAGUGUUUUGCCUUUAUUUUGUACUUGUUACUUAUUGCCUUUUACCUUGACCCAUUAUUGGAUGUAAGGAUAACUAUCUUUGUAUUUCCAGAGUUCCCUUCCUGUGCUAUCAUUUACAACUAGUUCCAAUAAUCUACAUUUAAAGCUUCUAUUUAAAUGAGUUGAUAGAUUAUAUCUAUUGUAGCAUUCAGUUAUUCAGAUUAAGUAAAGUAAAAACAAUUCCCCUUUAAAUUAUAAAUUAUAGCUUUUAUAUAGCACUACUUUCAUGCUUAUAUCAUGCUCAGAGUGCUUUGGUCCAAUCUCAUUUGUGAACUAGUGGAGGGAGGGGGUAUCUGGGAGAAGAUUUUCCAUGCUGCCUUUAGGUGCUCAGUAAACACAACUCUGCUAGAGUUGAUUGUGGAACUUCGAGCCCCCUUUAUAGGUAGUUCAAGCGUACUUGGCCUCUUGACCACGCUUCCCACCUUUUGAUCUAUUGGGUAGAAUGAUGUUAAAGUUAUGUUUCUUUGGCCAACAGUUUUUUCACGAGCAGGGUGUCAUGUGGCCAACACAACUCAUGGGUGCCCUAAAAAAUUCAGAAACUCAAAAUCCCAGUCUUAACCAAGAUUUGAACCCAGGACUCCAAGUUUGGAAGCCAAGCUCUUAACCACUCAGCCACCUCACCCCCUAUUCUGUCAGUAAGCCAUAGUAGAAUUUGUUGCAAUACAAUGUUGUCCCCCCCAAAUGGUUUGUCACCUCCCUUGGAUCCUCUCCUUUCCUCUCCAUAAUGUUUUGUUGUUAUGACUUGAACCCAAACUCUGUAUGAUUAUAAUUACUGCCUUCUGUUCCCCUGACAUUCCAAACUGUUGGCUCUUGUUCUACUCCUGCUAAUUGUGUCUCAAAAUUGGAAAAAAAAAAUGUUCUUUUAUACCAUUAUUAAAUUGUUCACAUGUGACCAGAUUUGUUGAGCAUGUAUUCUUAUCCCUUUUUCUCUUUCCUCUGUCAAUAGGGCGAAAACAAAAAUGCAGCCUAAGUUUGACAAAUAACAUACAAGAUAUUCUGAUAGAAAAAUAGUUUGGUAUGAUUGAAGAUAAUAGAAUGUAGUGUAUGCAAUGCAAACAAUAUAUUUGUAAUUAAUUCAUCAUUAACAAAGAGCACUUUAGCAAAGUGAUCAAGUAUGUCUUUGUUAUAUGUAAAAUUGGUAAGUCAACUGACUUUCUUGGGUAAACAAGAAUUGGCUCUAAUGCUGAGACAGUAGCAAAGGUCAAUCACUAAGAGCAGCAGUCUUCUGUAACUGUUAUGGUGUUUAUCAAACAAAAAUGUCACCAUAACUAAAAUUAUCAUAUUUACAGUGUGCAACCUGUAGAAUCCACCAUUUUGUCAGUGUCUUUUAUUGACAAAUUUCUAAAAAGAAAAGAUUCUUGUAGACAACAAUAUGUCAUAUAUGAGUACAGUAACAAUUUUAAGCAAUAAGCAAUGUUUUGUAUGUAUAUAUAUCUACAAUGGUAUUUUCUUAAGAAAAGUUUUUAUAUAUAUUUUAUUAUACAAAGACCUAAAUACAAUGCAGUAAUUUUUUUAAAAAUGUAUUCUUUGUCAUUUUCAUGACGAGUUUGACAAAUUUUGUGGAUAUGUCCAUUUUUACAAGAACUGAUAAUAGGUCAUAUUAUAUCAAUUACUUCGUUAUAAAGCAUCUGCUUUUCCUUUUUGCUCUUUACUUGAUGUUUCCAAAUUAAGAAAAUAUCAUCUGUUAUACAUUCUCUUCUCAUUCCUACAAAAAAAAAAAUUUAAAGUUGAAAAAUAUUUUGGUAAAAAUGGCAUCUUUUUAUGCAUAUUGAUUUAAACAUCAUGAUUGUUUUAUUGCUAACUAGACACUGUUUCAGUCACUUGUUCAGAAGUGAACUCAUUAUCUGUGAUAGUAAUUUUUUUUAUUUCACUACUAAUAGAGAAGCAGUGACUGUCCUGACCUAUUUAUUUUGUUACUCAGCAAGAUUUGUUUGCCUCAACAUAUAGGAGAAAGAUAAACAUCUAUUAUUGAAACAAACAUUUUUAAAAGUGAUUUUCAUACAUUUUAUUGCCAUCUUUUACAUCAUUUUAUGUGUUAAAAAUUUUUUUUCUUGGAUAUGCAAUCUCUUUUACACAUAUAUUUUGUAUAAAAUAAAUAAAUGUUCUGAGAUAGUUAUUCUAUUGUUCCAUUUGUUUGCCUUUAGUAAUUGGGUACUUGUUAUACAGGACUAACAAACUAUUUUGUUCAAACUUUUUGUUUUCAUCACAAUGUCAAGAAGAAUAAAACACAUUUACACGAGUGAAUAAAAAAACAGACAUUCAUUUUUUAGAAAAUGAAAACAACACAAAAGUGUUCAGUAUAUGUACACAUUUUAAUGUUAUGAAUGAAUCUCCAAAAUAAAUUCUUUUGUGAUGAUCAAAAGCCUUCAAAAUACUUUCUUGUAUUGUCAACACAUUUAUGAAUACAUCAGUUUUAGAAACGAUUGACUAGUUCACUUUUUAGUGUUGGAGAGUUUAUUUUGUGAUAUUUUACUUUCCAUUUUGUUCUGAUCAUGCUUCAUUAUUUUAUUUUCAUGUGCACAGAAGGGUUGGACAGAAAGAUAACAGCCUGUAGUUUAAAACAGUAGCUUCAAACUAGUUUGUUUAAACAAAUUUCUUAUGAAAACAAAAUCUGUUUUAAAAAAAUGCAUUUAAUUUGAACAUUUAAUGAACUUACUGAUCUGUAAAAAUGUUCAACAUUUAAGUAUUCCAGAAAUAUGAGAAACAGAACUCAAAUCUAUAAACUACAUCUAUUACGUGCUAUAAAAAGUUUUUAAAAUAAAAUAAACUACAUCUAUUACGUGCUAUAAAAAGUUCCUUAUUUUUUAAAUAAAAUAAACUACAUCUAUUACGUGCUAUAAAAAGUUCCUUAUUUUUAAAAUAAAAUAAACUACAUCUAUUACGUGCUAUAAAAAGUUCCUUAUUUUUUAAAUAAAAUAAACUACAUCUAUUAAGUGCUAUAAGUUCAUUAUUUUUUAAAUAAUUUCUUUUAACUGAGUAAAUUAAACUCUGUGGUCCAUCUCAGGAAAUGUUAUUGUAAAACUUACUUUCUGAUCUUACAGUUUUUUCUACACUUUUCAUUGUAAGCCAUUAUGAAAUAUGUUCAUUGAAUUGACACUUCAUUUUAUUUUGAACAAAAAAGUGUGCUACAAAAAGUAAUUAAGCUACCUACAGUGCUAGUUUUGAUGCUAACAUUCUCCUAGAAUUCAGCUUGAGAGUUUCAUUCCUUUUUACAAAAAACUAGCAGAUUUAAAUAGAUAUCAACAAUCUCUUUGUUCUUUAUUAGUUUGUGAGGUUUCAUUUGGGCAUCAGAGGACAUGAUCCUUGUUUUCAAUGCACUUUUUUUCUUUCUUAGUCAGCUAGCUCUUAUUUCCCAAUGUAAACAAAUUAUGUUUUUCUUUCUUAGUCAGCUAGCUCUUAUUUCCCAAUGUAAACAAAUUUUUUCUUUCUUAGUCAGCUAGCUCUUAUUUCCCAAUUUAUACAAAUUAUUUUAUCAUUUUACUCAGUAUGCUAUUUAUUGUAUUGUGAAAAUGUUUGUAAUGGAAUUAUUCUUUGUUUAUAUUUACACUAAUCCCCUUCACUGACCAUUUUACGCCAGCUCAAUCUCAUCACUAUUUUGAAUGUUUAGAAAUAAAUAAUGUGUUUGUUAUA